AUGGAUCAAGGUUCCCCGCUUCUCCCAGGUACACCCGCCCCCUAUGGCCGGUCUUGCGCCAACUGCGCCCAGUCGAAGCGCAAGUGUAUCGUUCGCGGAGCUGGUGAGCCGUGUGAACGGAUUAGAUGCCACAAGACAAACAGAGACUGUAUGCCAGCAAAGACAGUGCGCCGCCGUAAUUCGAAAAGGCCAGUGGCAAGCAAAGCAAAUCGACUGGAGGCCAAGAUAGAUAGCCUCGUGUCGCUGAUGCAGGCUGGGACCAGUCCGGCAGACCUUCCUCUCGCGAACAUUGUAGAUCAUUCUGUAUCCGUUGACGUUGGGCAGGAAAAUACUCCUGUUCGAAAUUCUGACGACGACUCGGUCUUGAAUUGCCUAGGAAAGAACCAAAACAACACACCAGCGACUACACCGGCUGCCUCUGACUCGGCAGCUCCGUCAAACCUAGGCGAGCCAUCUCUACUAGAGGCAGAGGAAUAUCUUACACAUUUCCAGACCUCAAAGCUGCAAUACUUUCCCUUUCUGUACAUCCCUUUUACAACCAGCGCGGAGUCUCUCCGAAGGAGGCGGCCGUUUCUGUGGCAUUGCAUUAUGGCCAUCAGCUCAAAAUCAUCGGCUCAGCAACAGAGCUGGGGCAACAGAGUACGACAAACAAUAGCCCAGGAAAUGGUGGUCCGCUCUGAGAAGAGUCUUGAUCUUCUCCUGGGGCUUCUGGCAUUUGUUGGCUGGGCCAACUAUCAAGUACACAGCAAGCCAUUCCUGGCUGUCUUUACCCAGCUCGCAGUAUCGUUAGUUUUUGACCUUGGUCUCAACAAACCGUUACCGGAUGAGGCAUCGAUGGCCUUUGGUCCAAAGCAGUGUCGAACAAUGGAAGAGCGGAGAGCUGUUCUUGGAUGCUUCCUGGUCACAUCAGUAAUCUCUUCAUUUCUUCACAAAAUCGAUGCGCUCCGCUGGACGCCGCACCUAGACGAAUGUCUCGAGUUACUUGACAAACAAAAGGAGUGCUUGAAUGACGAUAUUUUGGUCCAGCAGGUGCGGCUACAGCUCGUUGUUGAGACAGUAACUCAAGAUUCACUACAUAGUCGACACUUCAGAUGGAUAGAAAGAGCCGAAACCCCAUCAAACUUCUUCUCCGAGUUAGCGCACAUCAAAACUAUAAUAUUUAAUACUUCUCCGAAAAAUGUUACCUUCUUGCAUCUCUAUAGUGUUGAACUCGAAGUCGCACUAUCAGGUAUAUCUCUCAGAUCGAAUGAUCUGACAAUAUCCGAACGUGAAAAUCUCUACCUAGCACUUACCUCUAUUAACUCCUGGUUUGAUGUUUUUCUCACGAUCCCACCGUCUGGCUAUGUUGGGUUUUCGUUUUCAACCUUCUCCCAGCUCGUUCGUUGCCUCACCACUCUCUACCGACUUGCCACUCUCGACGUUCCAAUGUGGGACAAAAUGCAUGUCCGAAAAACCGCAAACCCACUCUCCAUUCUGAAUCAGAUCGUUACCAACCUGGAACAGGUCCCUGGUAUUGCUGGAAUGGAUAAUCGCGAUAACGCAGAUGGCGAUGUGUUCUCUCGUUCUGCGCAAAUAUUUCGGUCACUUCGACCAGAAUGGGAGGCAAGGGUCGGAGUCGACGAUGUGAUUCCCGCGACCAUGCCUUCGUCGCAGGAUGCAGGCGAGAUUCCUUCCCCUGGUUCUUUUGGAGACGAAAUUCUUGAUAAUGACUGGUUUAUGGAUCUGCUGUCUUCUAACGUAAUUCCCGGUUAA
This is a messenger RNA of Penicillium macrosclerotiorum, 1752 nucleotides long. RefSeq names its product Zn(II)2Cys6 transcription factor domain-containing protein. Bases 1 to 1752 code for a protein of 583 amino acids. The record is from RefSeq and is a predicted model, not a curated record. Gene Ontology annotation, cellular component: nucleus. Lineage: Eukaryota; Fungi; Ascomycota; Eurotiomycetes; Eurotiales; Aspergillaceae. Gene Ontology annotation, molecular function: zinc ion binding; transcription cis-regulatory region binding; DNA-binding transcription factor activity, RNA polymerase II-specific. Gene Ontology annotation, biological process: regulation of DNA-templated transcription. The transcript is spliced from 5 exons.